AUGAAAGGUGAAAUUCGGCUACAGAAUGCUCAAGUUGUUCGGCAUUCUACCAAUCCGAAACGAUUUUCUAUUGAAACUAAUACUGAAUGUCUCCAGCUUAAAGCUCACAGUAAUCAUGAAGCUGAGCAGUGAAUUCAAGCAUUAAAGAGCUUGCAGCAAGAAUUUUAUAAAAGACUUUCAUGGUCACCUUCUAUAGCCACUGAACAACAAGAGCUGCCAGAAGACUCAUCUUUAUUAAACUUUUUGGCCUUACUCCUAUAAAUCGAAACAAAAUAUUGGUAAAAUUGCCAUUUUUGGGUAAAUAAACCCCUUUCAAUCUAAAAAAAAUUAAAUUUUAAAUUUGCCUAAAGCUUGUUCUUUUUUAACGAAGUUAGUUUUUUUAAAGUCAAAAAUUCAAUAAGUGCUUUUAUUGAGAAAAAGUUAGUAUAGCUUUUUAUAUAAAAAAUUAAUUCGAGAAGAGUUUUUCGUUCCAAUUUAAAAGGGAAGAGUUAAAAUUAGGUGAAAUAUCAGGGUUCCAUGCAGAAAUGCAAGAAGCUGUUGAUUUAAUCCCUGAAAAAGUUCGAAGUAGUAUUCCUGGCUUGCAAAAAGUUCUAAAGAUAUCUUCAAAAAUUAAGCAGGUGGCUCUUGAUUCGCUUAGGGUUAUUGAUGAAGAAGGUAAAAAGACUUUUCCAAAAAUAAAGAUUUCUCUUAUUAAUGACUCAGAAAAUAUAGAAAAAUCUUCAUUUAGAUAUUCUGCAACUGAUAUAAAUGAAUAUCAAGAAACUGAUAGAGAAAAUUCUAUAAAUAAAAUGGCUUUCGCUCAAGCGAAGUUAGCACCGCUAACUUUCUCUCACUCAAGCAAUUUUAUUUAUGGGGUUGGGUUUUUACCUCGGGAACUUUCUGCAUAGCAAUAGCGUUUUAGCUUUGGGGAUAACCAGAGGAAUUGCUCCUUAGUGCGCUCAAGACCUUGAGUUUUUACCCCGCACACCCGAAGGAAGGUGGACCCUCAGGGCGGAACACGCCCAGGAGCUGAGUCAAAUAAAGCCGUGGCGACAGCAAAGCCCGUCGAAGCCGGAACGCCUUAUUUGUCCGUGCCUUGGUGAUCAAAAGGGAUCGAUCCAGAGGUCCACAGGCCCGACACGUGUACAAAUAUGGUGGCAGCUCUGGAGUUGGAACCCCGUAGUGGAUGUUAAGCGUUAUAAAUUUUAUAAGAUAAGAUAAGAUAGAAAAAUUCUAUUUGAAGAAGAAUGUAAAGAAAUUGAAGAAAUUGAAUUUGAAGAUGCUAGAAGUGAUAUUUCAGAUGAAGUAGAAAAAAUUAGCAAUGAUAGGCAGAUAUCUAUUGUUCCUCAUAGAAAAUCGUUACCCUUUUUAAGGAACCCAAAUCAGAAGAUCAAUAUUUGAAAAGUGGUUAAAGAUUCAAUUGGAAAAGAAUUGAGCAAAAUCACUGUCCCAGUUUAUUUUAAUGAACCUUUAAGUUUUAUUCAACGCUUCACAGAAGAUUUAACUUAUAGUGAAAUCAUAGAGAGAGCUUGCAUUGAAAAUGAUCCUCAACUACGCUUAGCAUUAGUAGCCUGCUUUGCAGUUUCUGUUUAUGCAAAUGGCACAAAUCGAACUAUGAAACCUUUCAAUCCCCUAUUAGGUGAAACCUAUGAACUUGAAACUAAAGGAUUUCGUUUAAUUUCUGAGCAAGUAAGCCACCAUCCUCCAGUUUCUGCAAUGCAUUGUGAGCACCUCAAAUAUAUCUAUUGAGGAAACACAGAAGUAAAAACUCAUUUCAAAGGAACUUACAUCCAAGCAGUCCCGCAUGGCAUCUUUCACCUAGUUUUAAAAGAAACAAAUGACCAUAUAGUCUGACAUAAGCCCAAAACUAAUAUCUACAAUAUUAUUAUGGGGAAAAUCUAUAUUGAUAAUUCUGGCUCAAUUGAAAUAUCAAAUUUUAAUAAUGGAGAUAGAGCAACGAUUGAGUAUAAAAAGAAAGGGUGGUUUGAAAAAGUUACACAUGAGCUUGAAGGGAGCGUUUUUGACAAUUUUGGUAAUGAGAAGUACAAAAUUGAAGGGAAAUGAAACGAAGCUGUCAUUAUUAGAAAUGUUUUAUCAGAUAAAGUGGUGUUUGGAUACGAAAUUAAUCAAUUUCCUGAAGGAUAUGAGCAAAGCUAUUAUUUCAGUGAUUAUGCAAUGCAGCUAAAUAGUCCACCAGACUAUUUUAUUAAUCUACCAAAAACAGACUCAAGGUAUAGACCAGAUCAAAGAGCUUUAGAAAAUGGAAAUCUUAAGCUCGCAGCAUCUGAAAAAUGAAGAUUGGAAGAAAAGCAAAGACAUGUAAGGAAAAAGAGAGAAGAGAGAGGAAUUGAGUAUAAACCAAGAUGAUUUUACUAUGAUCACGAUGAAUGGCUUUACAAAGGAGGAUAUUGGGAUUAUAAAAAUAGUGGCGAUUUUUCAGAUCUUCCAGACAUAUUUUAA
Blepharisma stoltei is the source of this 2439-nucleotide messenger RNA. Lineage: Eukaryota; Ciliophora; Heterotrichea; Heterotrichida; Blepharismidae. The record is from the annotation of a GenBank genome assembly.